Molecule: messenger RNA, 2029 nt
Organism: Vicugna pacos (alpaca)
Lineage: Eukaryota; Metazoa; Chordata; Mammalia; Artiodactyla; Camelidae
Source: RefSeq, a predicted model, not a curated record
UGCAUGUUUAUGUGUGUGUUGCUGGCUACACAUGCUAUUUAAGUUUCAAUGAAAUUUGAGUCAUAGAAAUUUUUUGUUUUUUUCUUUAGAAAAAUCCUGCAAAAAUGUCUCUGUACCCGUCUCUUGAAGACCUGAAGGUAGACAAGGUGAUCCAGGCUCAAACUGCCUUUUCUGCAAACCCUGCCAACCCAGCAAUUUUGUCUGAGGCUUCGGCUCCCAUCUCUCAGGAUGGAAAUCUCUAUCCUAAACUGUAUCCUGAGCUCUCUCAGUACAUGGGCCUGAGUUUAAAUGAAGAAGAAAUACGUGCAAAUAUGGGCAUGGUCCCUGGAGCACCAGUUCAGGGGCAGUUGGUAGCAAGACCUUCCAGUAUGAACUAUAUGGUGGCUCCUAUAACUGGUAAUGAUGCUGGAAUCCGUAGAGCAGAAAUUAAGCAAGGGAUUCGUGAAGUCAUUUUGUGUAAGGAUCAAGAUGGAAAAAUUGGGCUCAGGCUUAAAUCAAUAGAUAACGGGGUAUUUGUUCAGCUGGUCCAGGCCAAUUCUCCAGCCUCGCUGGUUGGUCUGAGAUUUGGGGACCAGGUGCUCCAGAUCAACGGGGAGAACUGUGCAGGCUGGAGCUCCGACAGGGCACACAAGGUGCUCCGACAGGCCUUCGGAGAGAAGGUGACCAUGACCAUUCGUGACAGGCCCUUUGAACGGACAGUCACCAUGCAUAAGGACAGCACUGGGCAUGUUGGCUUUAUCUUCAAAAACGGGAAGAUAACGUCUAUCGUGAAAGACAGUUCUGCAGCCAGAAACGGGCUUCUCACGGAGCACAACGUCUGCGAGGUCAACGGGCAGAACGUCAUCGGGCUGAAGGACUCUCAAAUUGCAGACAUACUGUCGACAGCUGGGAAUGUAGUUACCAUUACCAUCAUGCCUGCUUUUAUCUUUGAACAUAUUAUUAAACGGAUGGCCCCGAGCAUCAUGAAGAGCCUGAUGGACCACACCAUCCCUGAGGUGUAAGGGUCACGGCACAGCGGCACUCACGCAACGUCUCCAGUUCACUUCCUCGGCAACUUAACUUCACAUUAUGCACACGAAGCUUUCUAGGAGCCAGAGAGCACAUGCUGCAUGAGGACCUCCUGUCUUACAGUAGGGCUGGGAAUCUUGCAGCUUGAUCCGGUAUCUUGUUCAGACUCAAGAUAGUUGUAGCCUUAUCCUGGUUUUAGCGAUGUGAAAACUUUGAAGAUUUGCUGGCUUUUGUAGACUAGUGUCUUUCCUGGAAGCCUGGGCUGAGGAUGACCGAUGCAGGCCCAGCUCUGUGUGAGAACCAAUCACCUUUACCUUAGGAGCGAGUAGCGCUGUUCACGUGACUUCAGUUCUGUGAACACCUGCAUCUUCACUGCGUUACCAUAGCACAUUUAGAGUGAUUACCUUUCUUUGUAAGUUCUGUGUGUAAAACACCAAUUAAGAAUCACUUGUUUCAUUCCAGGUCAGCAUUACACAGUGUUCGUAAGCUUGCAAGAGAGAGUGUUGAUUAUUAAAUUUUAACUACCUUCACUUAAUAUGCUUGAACUGUCGCCUUAACUACGUUAAACAUUUAGAAUAAAAGCCAAAAUGUAACUAUUGCUGCCUUUCUGAAGGCCACGUGCAGCUCUGCGUUCCGCUGAGAUGCACACGUGCCCCGUGCAGCGCACCGGGGACUUUCUAGCCGUUGUGUAAUGCACUUCUUCCUUCUAAGAGUUACUGCUAUCACUUUCUGAGAAACGAAUCACGAAUCACCAUGUAUUUAAUGUAAAAAGUCUUGUACUAAAUGGACAAACUUUGAUUCCCUUUUUUCGUUAGUAGAUUAAGUGGGAUAGUGCCUGGUUGUUGCAGUUCCACGUAACCUGUGACCGAGCUGCUUUGUGCUGGUCUUAAGAGUGUUUUCCUGGUAAUUUGUUCCAUUUCCUGACCCCUCCCUGCAAACAGAAUGACAGUGACACUGUAUCCUGAUUUUUCCCCUUCUUUUUGGUUUAUGCCUAUUCUAUUUUAAUUAAAAAUGUAUAAAU